AUGUUCACUCAAUUGGCCUUCUUCGCUCUUCUAGCUCUUCCAUUCAUUGCCGCUAACAAGCAAACGGUGGGAAUCGAGGGGAAGCUCACUUGCAAUGGAAAGCCAUACUCGGGAGCUAAGAUCAAGCUCUAUGAUCAUGAUACUUUGACUAUGGACGACAAGCUCGGCGAGACGCAAACUGAUAACACUGGAUAUUUCAAGCUCGUCGGAACCGGCAGCGAAGUGAGCCGUCUCAACGUCAAAUUCAACGUGUACCACAGAUGUGGAAAGACGACUGUGAGAGUCUACGGAAAGCUGACUUGCAAGGGACAACCGUAUGGAGGAGCAAAAAUCAAGUUGUACGAUCAUGACACUUUCACUCUUGAUGACAAAUUGGCGGAGGGUCGCUCGAAUGCCGAUGGAACGUUCGAUUUGGAGGGAAUGGGAAAUGAGAGGACACGGCUUAAUGUAAAGAUGAACAUCUAUCACAGAUGUGACAAAACGAUCCCUCUCUGCUACUACAAACACUCGUUCCCCGUCCCCUACACGUACAUUUCCGCUGGACCAAGGGCCACCAAUCCGUACAACGUGCAAACUCUCGAACUCUCAAUGCUUGAGAAGGAACGCGAUUGCUUCAACAAGAAA
This is a messenger RNA of Mesorhabditis belari, 624 nucleotides long. The record is from the annotation of a GenBank genome assembly. Lineage: Eukaryota; Metazoa; Nematoda; Chromadorea; Rhabditida; Rhabditidae.